ACAGACACCUCUCUCUCUCUCUCUCUCUUCUAGUGUCAUUUUCCAAGAUAUACUCUCGAGGAAUUACACAGACACAAAAUCCAUCCCCUCCUUCCUCCUUUCCAUUCAUUUCUGGAAUUCCCCUCUUAUUCUCCUCCUUUCACCACUCCUUUUCCUCUUCUUUUCUCAUUUUUGAACUCUCUCCAACAAUUGUCUCUUCACUACUUUCACACAAAUCUUUUGAUUUUCGAUAAAUGAGAUAGAGAGCCUUCUUGUAUCGAAAACCUAGGUCAUAACAAAAUAUGCCUUUGGAAGGAUUAUUCAUGGAGGCCUCAUCUUCUCCGGAUCUAUCGCUCCAAAUCAGCCCGCCCAACUCAUCGAGAUCCAAGGGCUCAGAGCUCUCGUUGGGGCAGCAGCAGCACCAGCACCAGCAAGAUCAACAGCAGCAAAACCCUUACCUGAAUCAGAUCGACGGCCUCAGGCCCAUCAAGGGCAUCCCGGUCUACCCGAACCGCCCCUUCCCGUUCCUUCCCCUCGAAGGAAAGGAUCCAAAGAUGUGCUUCUACCAAAUGCCUCCUUCUUUCAGUUUGGAUCAUCAUCAUCAUCAUCAGAUGCAGUUCCUCGGACACCCCAGCGCCCCGCCCUCGCUUCCUGGGUACAGGAUUGGGGGCGGGGCCGGGGGAGGGAGGUAUAGUGGGAUUUACAAUGGGACGACUUCUCCGUCUUACCAUCCUCAGCUACACCACCACGAGGCUUCCUCGAUUGUGAGAUCGAGGUUCCUCCCGAGGCUGCCGGCCAAGAGGAGCAUGAGGGCCCCGCGGAUGCGCUGGACGAGCACCCUCCACGCGCGGUUCGUUCAUGCAGUCGAGCUCCUCGGCGGCCAUGAAAGGGCGACGCCGAAGUCGGUGCUUGAGCUGAUGGAUGUGAAGGAUCUCACUCUAGCUCAUGUGAAGAGCCAUUUGCAGAUGUAUCGAACUGUUAAAACCACUGACAGACCUGCAGCUUCCUCAGAUUGCUCCGGCGAGGACGAUCUCUCCACCAUCGGCGGCGGUAGCAGCGACGCGGCCGGGCUUCGCCUUUUCAUGGAUCAACGAGGGCCCGCCUCCGACGAAUCUUCGCCUCGAGAUGGUGACUAUCCUUCCACCACGGCUACUACAUUGUGGAGCAACUCUUCCAGAUGCAGUUAUCUAAAUGUUAUCAAUAAUAGGGAAUGUUGGGCACAAAACAAUAGUGUUGGUGAAUCACAUGGCAUGGUACGAUCAUCCUCCUUUCCAUCUGAUGCAAAUGUUUGUCCUUUGAUAGAGGAGAGUGAAACUUCGUGUCCAAAGAGCUACGAGAUGCCGGGGAACGAAAGUUACAAGAGCCCGAGCCUAGAGUUCACAUUGGGGUUGAACAGACAGAAUUGGGAUGAAAAAUAGCAAAAUUAGGCAGCUUGUUUUUUUAUCUCCAUUUUGAAAUGCAUAUAUAUUGAUCCUUCGACUGAAAUUUGAGAAGGCGAUAUAUUGCGUAUAUGAAGAGCUAGGCAGUAGGAUCGCAGAUCAAGAGGAUGAAGUGAUUCUGGUUUUCUUAGAAUAUUUUAAUUUUCUUUUGUUAAAUAUAUUUUUAGGUUUAUCUAACUUGACAUUCUUCUUUCUUUCCUUUUUUUCCCUCUGGCUGGUUUGGAGGUUGGGUAUAAGAUUAAAAUGCUUAUUUUUGUAUGUUCA
Molecule: messenger RNA, 1682 nt
Organism: Salvia hispanica
Lineage: Eukaryota; Viridiplantae; Streptophyta; Magnoliopsida; Lamiales; Lamiaceae
Product: transcription repressor KAN1-like
Biological process (GO): abaxial cell fate specification; regulation of DNA-templated transcription
Molecular function (GO): transcription cis-regulatory region binding
Source: RefSeq, a predicted model, not a curated record